GCCGAGGGUGGAUGCGCCCCGGCCAUGGUCCCCGCGCUGCUGCCGCUCCUGCUGCUGCAGCCGCUGCUGCCCGCCGGGGCUGGCGGCCGCUGCCCGCCCCGCUGCGCCUGCACCCAGCGCGCCCUGCGCUGCCCACCGCCGAGGCAGGGGGCGCCCCCCGCGCCGGCCCGCGCAUCAUUUACUCAUCUCCCCAUAAAAGUAAUCCCAUCACACGCAUUUGAAGGACUUAGAGAUGCCUUCAUCAUUGAAAUCUCUCAGAGUGACUCCCUGGAGAGAAUAGAAGCGAGUGCAUUUGACAGCCUUCCCACUUUGUCUGAAAUAUUAAUCCUGAACAUGAAAAAUCUGUUGCACAUCGAGGAUGGCGCAUUCAGAAACCUUCCAAGGCUAAAAUACUUGAGCAUCUGUAACACUGGAAUAAGACAAUUUCCAGACCUGACGCAGAUCUUCUCAUUAGAAGCUUACUUUAUUUUGGAGCUCUGUGAUAACUUGCGUAUGACAACCAUCCCGCAGAAUGCUUUCCGGGGGAUGAACAAUGAAUCACUGACACUCAAAUUGUAUAAAAACGGAUUUGAAGAUAUCCACAGCCACGCCUUCAAUGGGACAAAGCUGAAUCAAUUAAUCCUGAGGGACAAUAAGAAUCUCAGGCGGAUACACAACAAUGCCCUGAGAGGGGCCACAGGGCCAGAUGUCCUGGAUAUUUCUUCAACAGCCCUAGAGUCCCUGCCUAGCUACGGGCUUGAGGCCAUUCAAGUCCUAAAUGCAACGUCAUCAUACUCAUUAAAGAGACUGCCACCACUGGAUAAAUUCAGCAGCCUUGUGGAAGCUGUUCUAACGUAUCCCAGCCACUGCUGUGCUUUUCAAAAUCUAAGGACAGAAAAACAAAAUUCCUUGCUUUCCAUUUUCGACAAGUUCUCCAAAGAGUGUGAAAGCACCAUGAGGAAACCAACUAAUGAAAUGUUUUAUAGAGACGGCUCUUACAACACAUCACUGUGGUCAGCAGAAAAAAGCAUGUACCCAUUCGCAACAGAUGAAGAAACCUCUCCUUACAGUUACUCGGCCAUUUUCAAUGACGGCGAAAUGACAGGCGGCUUCGACUUUGAGUAUGACUUUUGUCAGCCUAAAAUACUCACAUGCACUCCAGAACCAGAUGCAUUUAAUCCCUGUGAAGACAUCCUGGGAUACAGCUUUCUCCGAGUCCUGAUCUGGUUCAUAAACAUCCUUGCCAUUGCUGGCAAUUUCACUGUGCUCCUCGUUCUCAUCACCAGCCAUUACAAGCUCACCGUUCCUCGCUUCCUCAUGUGCAACCUCUCCUUUGCAGAUUUUUGCAUGGGGCUGUAUCUGCUGCUCAUUGCCUCUGUUGAUGCCCAGACCAGCGGUCAGUACUACAACCACGCCAUAGACUGGCAAACGGGCAGUGGCUGCAGCGCUGCCGGCUUUUUCACCGUGUUUGCAAGCGAGCUCUCGGUGUACACGCUGACUGUAAUCACUGUAGAGAGGUGGCACACCAUCACCUACGCCAUGCAGCUGGACAGAAAGCUACGGCUGAGGCAUGCUGUGCCCAUCAUGCUCGGAGGCUGGAUAUUCUCUAUUUUAAUAGCAGUGCUGCCCCUCUUAGGGAUCAGCAGUUACAUGAAGGUCAGCAUUUGUUUACCCAUGGAUAUUGAAACGGGUCUUUCCCAAGCUUAUAUACUGCUGAUCUUAGUGCUAAAUGUUGUUGCCUUCAUUGUCAUUUGUGCUUGCUACAUUAAGAUUUACAUAGCUGUUCAGAAUCCAGAGCUGGUAGCUGCCAAUAAAGAUACCAAGGUCGCUAAGAGAAUGGCAAUACUGAUCUUCACAGAUUUUACCUGCAUGGCCCCCAUCUCCUUUUUUGCCAUAUCUGCUGCCUUCAAGGUACCUCUCAUCACAGUGACAAACUCCAAGAUCUUGCUGGUUCUAUUUUACCCCGUCAACUCCUGUGCAAACCCAUUUCUCUACGCAAUUUUCACCAAAGCAUUUCGAAGGGAUUUCUUUCUACUGAUGAGCAAGCUUGGUUGCUGCAAGAGCAGAGCAGAGCUUUACAGGAUGAAUUAUUUCUCUGCUUAUACCUCCAACUGCAAGAACGGCAGCUCAGCCACAGCCCCCAGCAAAGUCUCACAAGCACUGCUGCUCUUGUCAGCGUUAGAGAAGCCAUAUCCUGCAGCAGGGGAGAAGAUGUCUUACAACAAAAAUUAAACCGGAGCCAGUAGAUGCAGCACUUUGCAAGGCCAGUUGUAAUUAUUCUAGUGACUACAGAUUAUUUUGUAAUAGCUUGAACACUUCACAAUAAAUAAAAAUGCUGAUCGAGAA
Molecule: messenger RNA, 2325 nt
Organism: Neopsephotus bourkii (Bourke's parrot)
Lineage: Eukaryota; Metazoa; Chordata; Aves; Psittaciformes; Psittacidae
Gene: LHCGR
Product: luteinizing hormone/choriogonadotropin receptor
Exons: 11
Coding region: 25-2211 (728 amino acids)
Biological process (GO): phospholipase C-activating G protein-coupled receptor signaling pathway; ovulation cycle process; ovarian follicle development
Cellular component (GO): membrane
Molecular function (GO): luteinizing hormone receptor activity
Source: RefSeq, a predicted model, not a curated record